CGUGCCCUUCCAGCCUGGCUUCCCGGUCUCUCUCCGAGCCGAGCCGAGCCUGGCUGCCGCGAGCGGCCGGAACAGAUCGCUCCUGGAGGUUGGCUCUCUGGCAGAUUUCCUUCAUUAAGAUGUGACUCUAGAAGCGCUGCCCAACCCCCCAACAAGUGCUUUUGUUUGCAAGCCAUAAUGGCUACAAAAGUAGUUCCUACAUCCCCAAAGCAAAAGAAAUCCUUUAUACUAAGAGUUAUUCCAGACUCCAGGCUGGAUCAAGAACUUGAGGAUGCCACAGAUGAGUCGAAGACCAUUCAGCAGCUGGUGAUGUAUCACUUCCUUAACUUCUUGCCCAAGCCAAACCUGGUCCAGCCUGGUCAGAAAGUCAAGGAAACCUUCCUUAUUAUGAAGGAUGCGAGUUCAAGCCACCAGAACAGAGUUCAUCUUCAUCCUUUAGUGAAGAUUCCGCCCAGAGAAGGAGUCCAGCAGAAACAGGAGACUGUGUCUCUAUGUUUUGAAGCUGACUCUGAGGAGCUAGUGGUCUUUGAGGAUUUGAAUGUAUUUCAUUCUCAAGAAGAAUGUGUGAGCAUGAAUCCUGCUCAUCACUCCACCCUGGAGAAGGAAAAGAACGAUAUUGGGGAGAUGACAUUGUUAGCAGUCAAUGAGAGUGAUAUUGUGGGUGAAGAUCUGCAGAAAGAAGACUGGAGGGAAAAAUCUUCAGAUAGUGAUGGAACAGACUAUUCCUUAUUCCCUGAGCAACUUCCGGGUUGCCAAGAAGAAAAACUACAUGCACUUGUUCCACAGCAAAGGAAAAUGAGAAACCUUUUAGUUACCAUUGAAAAUGAUACUCCACUGGAGGAGCUCUCCAAAUACGUGGACAUCAGCGUCAUCUCCCUUACUCGUAAUCGGAGAACGAGAAGGUGGUACACUUGUCCCCUGUGCGGCAAACAGUUCAGUGAAAGCUCUUAUCUUAUUUCCCACCAAAGGACUCACACAGGUGAGAAACCCUAUGACUGUAGCCACUGUGGGAAAAGCUUCAACCAUAAAACAAACCUCAAUAAGCACGAACGAAUCCAUACAGGAGAAAAGCCUUACUCCUGCUCUCAGUGUGGUAAGACCUUCCGUCAGAAUUGUCAUCGGAGUCGACACGAAGGAAUCCACGUCAGGGAGAAAAUGUUUAAGUGUCCAGAUUGUGGGAAAACUUUCCCUAACAACGAAGACUUCCUGCUUCACUUGCAGACUCAUGAGAUCGAGAGACCGUAUGGUUGCAAAAACUGUGGGAGAAGAUUUGGUCGGCUGUCAAAUUGUACCCGGCACGAGAGAAUGCACACAGCAUGUAAGAGCCGAAGCAGAAGUGAGGUCCUGGCUCAGCCUGAAGUUUCAUGAGGAAGUUUGGAUUCCUCAUCUUCCUGAGAGAUAGACAUUUGAAAACCUCAUGAUAUCCACAUUUAGAUCUCUACUUAUCCUGGCUGAAACCUCAAAUUCUUAAAAAAAAAAAAAUUCCCAAAGAUUGGGGACAUCCUAAAGGGCUCUACCUCAGGUAGCAUCCAGACUUCCUGUGCUCAGGAACUUUUUUAUGUUGGACUGCAGUAGGCAGAUCAUUUUCCUGACAGUGAUAGAAAAAUGAAUGUCUAGGCAUUUCUUACUUGCAGAGCGAGCAGAGGUACAUGAUUGAAAUACAUGGAUUUUUCUCCUCAUUACACACAUGGAAAUUCACACUUGAGAGAACAAUAAUGUGUAGAGAAAUAAUGUGUAGGUGCUGAUCUGUAGCUGUGCUCCUAUGAGUGAACCAAAAUACCAGCUGGUUCAGCCAAUAGCUGGUAAGGACACCCUGGCGAAGCCUCAAUGUUGAUCUGUUUAUUUUGGGAUGUAGGAAAACUACCGCAUUGGAAUGUGGAAGACUUCCUCUCAUUUGUGGUGAAUAGCAUUUGCAGUUUGUGAUAAAAAUCCACUAUUUUCCAGAAAUCUUUUUUAUACAAC
Messenger RNA from Dipodomys ordii (Ord's kangaroo rat), 1962 nucleotides. It is a transcript of the gene Znf200, whose product is annotated as zinc finger protein 200. The record is from RefSeq and is a predicted model, not a curated record. Lineage: Eukaryota; Metazoa; Chordata; Mammalia; Rodentia; Heteromyidae. The transcript is spliced from 5 exons. Bases 178 to 1368 code for a protein of 396 amino acids.